This is a messenger RNA of Fonticula alba, 1241 nucleotides long. RefSeq lists its product as hypothetical. Gene Ontology annotation, biological process: mRNA export from nucleus. NCBI's taxonomy places the organism in Eukaryota, Rotosphaerida, Fonticulaceae. Gene Ontology annotation, cellular component: nucleus. The record is from RefSeq and is a predicted model, not a curated record. The transcript is spliced from 7 exons. Bases 171 to 1241 code for a protein of 356 amino acids. Gene Ontology annotation, molecular function: mRNA binding.
GUCGGACCCCACGCCCCUUGUUUCUCUCGAAGCACCCCCCCCGGGGGGGGGAGAGAGACCAUUCUCGCGCGCCCACCGUGGACCGAACGGACGACCUGCUUUUGUUCUUCCCCUUCUCCAGGCGUCCUUCUUGAUGUGCGGCUUGCCAUGUGCCCCGUGCGUGAGCAGUCAUGGGGCUCCUGUGGUGUGGGGGCUGCUUCUCCGACGCCUCCGGUGUGAAUGUGGUUGGCUGUGUUGAGCCGCACUUGCGAAUGGGCUUCUUCACGCGCCUCCCCGCCUUCCUCCGCCAGCCAGGCUCAGAGCACCACGCCGAGAUCGAGUCGAUUGGCAGCCUCUCCGAGCAGCAAAGCCAGCAACUUGAGGUCAUGAACAAGUCCCUCGACGAGCUGCUUGCCGAGCGUCGUUCCGCGGAGCGCGCCGCCCGCCAGAAGAAGAACGCCGAGAACAACAGCAACGCCCAGAACUCCACCCCCAGCGCCCGCCGCAACCGCAACCGCCGCCCCAGCCCCGCCUCUGUGGCGACGUCCGGCGGCCGUGUCGGUUCUCCCGGCGCGCCCGUCCCCCGCUUCCAGAACCACCAGCUGCUGCAGAACCAGCAGCUCAUGUCCACCCUUGCGGCCACUCUGCAGCAGCAGCAGCAGCAGCGCCCCGACGGCCAGGCUCCCCGUGCCUCCUCCAUCGUCCUGGUCUCCAACCUCAAGUACACUGUGACUGAGGCGGACCUGCGCGAUCUCUUCUCCAGCUUCGGCCCGAUCAGUCGCGUCACCAUCUUCCACACUGUUGAUGGGCGCUCGAUCGGCGAUGCUCAGGUGAACUUCCGCAACCCGGUGCACGCCGAGCGCGCCGUUAGCGACCUGUCUCGCGGGAUUGUCCUUGAUGGUCGCCAGCUCCGUGUGGCCCUGAAGCCCAUGCCGGUGGAUGCCUCGGCGGCUACUCCCAACCCGGCGGCUCUCCUCUCUCUGCUCCAGCCGCUGCUGGCCUCGGCCGCCGCUGGUAGCCGUCAGAACAGCGGCCCCCUUGGCGGCCACUCUGCUGCUGGCAAGGCCACUGUCGCUGCCCGUCGCCCUGGUGCCGGAAAUGCCGCGGCCGGCGCCGGCAAGGCUGGCAAGGCCAAGCCCCGGGCCAACGCCCCUGCCUCGACUGCCGGCAAGGCUGGGAAGGCUGCCCGCCGUGCCGACGAGCCUCGCACCAUGACCAUCGAGGAGCUGGAUGCCCAGCUGGCCGACUACCACAAGGGUUAA